AACAGUACACUUGUAACUGAGUCCACUCCAACCCCACCCCACGCUUUUGCCCUUUACGGUACCUUUCCUGCUGCGGCGGUACUACACUCAAGACUCUCCGGCAAACAUUCCUUUGCCAUUUUGUCAUUUGCCUUCCCCACCGUUUACAAUCCUUUUGACAUUUUGCAUUCUUCGAUGAAACUUUCCGAGAGGAUGCUGACCUCCACUUUUACUCCUCCAGAUUGAUUACUCCUACUUAUUUGUGAUCGAUUUUAUUCAUUGACGAGGGGAGCAAGAUCAAGUUAUGGCAAGACCUCAGGUGACCAUCACUCUUGGACGCUCUGGUCAAAAGGUAGUAAGGAGGACGUCGGAUAACUCUGAGGGUUUCCUUAGCGAUGCUCCUGCAUUAUCAGGAACCAAAAGAUCUAGGGCCAAUGGCAGCGCUCAAGAUUCUUUGUUUUACACCAACAAGAGACUCCAGGAGGAUAUAAUUUCAAGAAAUUCCGGAUACACUGGCUCUGCUGAUGUAAGCUUAAGCGGAAAUGACUUACGUCUGAAACUAUUGCACAAAAGAAUGUCCAGGCGAAUUGAGGAACAGAAGAAGAAGGAACUACUGGAAAAGAUGUCGUGGAAUACUCAAUCUUCAGAAGGGCCUGAAAGAUCUCUUUCGAGAAAUAUUGCACCAUUAAGAAGGGCUGGUGAAUCAUUGCGGAUGGAAUCAUUGCAAAGUCUUACAGUUCUUAUACUGUGGAUGGAUUAAGAAUUAAAGCCCCACUAGGAAUCCCCAAAUGUCUGGAGGCAUAUCAUCCUCAAGGGCUAUUGGUGAGGUGCUGCAAUCACCAAUGCCAGUCUUGGCUUCCAGAGCUGGACGUAUGGUGUCUUCUGAUCUCUUGGAUCCUUCGCAAAAGGGCCCUACAUCUAUGAGGGUUAUGGCUGCAACCACAAGGACCAGUCUGGAUCCUAGCAAGCCUUUCAAGGAUCUUCCACCAGCAAGUAGCAGUAUGCUGAGAAACACUUAUGCUGAUGAACAUCUUACUGUCACUAGCUUGUUGCAUUCACUUGGUUUGGGCAAGUACGCCAUCCUUUUUCAGGCAGAGGAGGUGGACAUGGCUGCAUUGAAGCAGAUGGGAGACCGUGACUUGAAGGAAUUGGGUAUACCAAUGGGACCAAGGAAGGAAAAUCCUAAUAGCUAUGUUGCCCGAGCUAAACGACCUUCAGCAGGACUACCUCUGCUGCAUGAAUGCCACCAGCGAUGUAAUUCAGGAAAUUAAAUUCAAAAAUGUGCUACUUU
Messenger RNA from Coffea arabica (coffee), 1270 nucleotides. RefSeq lists its product as uncharacterized. The record is from RefSeq and is a predicted model, not a curated record. NCBI's taxonomy places the organism in Eukaryota, Viridiplantae, Streptophyta, Magnoliopsida, Gentianales, Rubiaceae. Gene Ontology annotation, molecular function: protein binding.